UUUGGGCUCGACAACGAUUAGGAGAAAGCGGGACUCACAUCCCAUCCUGAAAGCCAGAGGACCGGCCGGACCCCUGCCUUGAUCUGAUCUAGCUACAACCUUUAUAGGCUGAAUACACGUUACAGUUGCUGUUCUUGGUCAUGGAUGAUUUUGUCCGUAACAAACUAACAGAAUGGGGUUUCAGCGAGUUGAAACAAAAAUUUGAAGAUGAAGGCAUUGACACCGAAAGUCUUUACGCUCUUGGGGAUCAAGAAAUCGCUGACUUGAUCCCAAAAGUGGGACCAAGGGCAAAAUUCAAGAGGAGACUCAAGUUGUUAAUGGAGGAACAAAACUCAACAAAUCUGGUACCAGCUAAUUCUCCUGCUCAGGAACAAAACUCAACAAAUCUGGUACCAGUUAAUUCUCCUGCUCAGGUUUUUCCAUCCACCAGUGACACCAGUGAUAAAGGGAAGAGAAAGUUGGAUCUUCUGGACGAGUGCAGCAAUUUGCAAUCACCGACAAGAAAACGACGACAUGACACUUACCCGGAAGAAACCAUACUCUGUGAUGUGAAAGAGAUCAUGAAGUUUGUCCAAAAGAAAAUACCUAACCAAGACAACAAACUCAAUAAAUUCCUAAAGAAGAAAAUACUUGAUUUGGAGACAGACAAGAGGGAGUUGAUCGGUGUCUUUGGUAAAACCGGGGCUGGAAAGAGCUCUCUGAUAAAUGCCGUCAUUGGAGUGAAGAAUCUCUUACCCUCUGGAAGUGUCAGUGCAUGUACAUCAGUCAUGAUUAAAGUCGAGGCUAACAAGGAGAACCAAAAAUAUGUGGCAGACAUUGAGUUUAUUACAAAAGAGGAUUGGAAAGAUGAGCUAUGGUCCUUGUUAAAUUUUCUCCGGGAUAAUGCAGAUCAGGAAAAUAGUCAGGAAGAGGAAGAGGAUUUUCAUGACACUGAGGAAAAGCUGUCAGCGCUGUAUGGAGAAGAAUGGAAGAACAAAUCUCCUGAGAACCUCAUGGAUAACAAAUAUUUCAAAGAAAUUCCAGAAUUUCUCGAUUCCAAGAAGAAGAGGCUGACGUGUGAAUCAGCUAAAGAGCUAUCUGCAAAAUUUGUCAAAUACACAAGAAGUGACUCAGAAGAUGGAGAAAGAAAGAGGUGGUACUGGCCACUAGUGAAGUGUGUAACUAUCAAGGUGCCCAAUAAUGAUCUUCUCCGGCAUAUCACACUUGUGGAUCUUCCUGGAAAUGGGGACCGUAACAGGAGCAGAGACAAGAUGUGGAAACAGGUUGUUGGAAGUUGUUCUACUGUGUGGAUUGUGACUGACAUAAAUCGAGCAGCAGCAGAGAGAGAACCUUGGGAAAUCCUGAAAAGUACCUGCAGUCUCAUGGGAAAUGGUGGCGAGUGUCAGCACAUUCACUUUAUCUGCACCAAGACAGAUGUUAUUGAAGAUUUGGAAUCUGAUGAUCAUUCAGCAGUUCGUGCUGUCAUACUUGACAAAAACAUGAAAGCCAAGAAACUAGUGAGAAAACAUUUCAGCAAAGUCCCCGAGGUUAAAAAACAUUUCAAUGAAGAAUGUUUCAAAGUGUUCACAGUGAGCUCCAAAGAGUUUCUAAAAAAGAAACGUCUGGACUCAGAUGACACUGAAAUACCCAAACUUCGAGCAUUUCUGAAAGAUCUCAAUGACUGUCACUCAGAGACAUUCAACUAUGUCUCUGGAGCUUUUGGGAUUCUCUCUCUGAUUCAAGGCGCCAGUCAAGAAGGGGCUGACAAAAGAACAGAUGUGUGCACAGUCCUUGUAGAAAAGAUGAAACGUGAUCUUGAUGAAGUCAGAAAACCCAUGCAAGAGACUUUGGAGGCUUUUGAAAAAUGCCUCAGUGAGGGGGUUGAAAAGUCAAAAGGUUCAUAUGAAAAAGUCUUGAAGUUGGUCUUACAUCCUAGAACUAUAAAAGGUGGAGCUUUCCACAAGAUAUUGAAGUGUGUAGUUGAGAACGGUGGCAUCCACAAACCAAAAAAAGGGAAACAAAUAAAUCUCAAUGGGAAGUUAGCUUCAUGCCUGGCUGACAGCAUUGACGAGGAAUUCAAGAAGACCUUCCCAAAUGAAGGAACAUGUGGACCAUUCAACGGGGCCCUCAAUAAGUUUUCACUUGACACUGAGAAGCUGAUUGAAAAGUACAAAGAUGUCAAACUGCAGCUGAUCUUUCUCCAGACAGAGGUCAAAAAAGUGAAGACAAAACUCAAAAAAAUCAUCCGGGAGCGUAAGAAAACGAUCUACAGCAGUCUGACGACGACAAUCGAGGAAUUCAUGCAAGAAUGCUAUGAUAAAGCAGCAGAGUUUCGUGGUGAGGGCUCUCUGAAAAACAUGAGGGAAACGAUUGAGAAGCAUGUACGUGAUGCAAAGAACAUCAUGUUUGAGCGGGCUAAAGAUGAAAUGACGAACCAGCUGAGAGACUUGAUGGAAGCGAUCCUAGAGGACCUGGAGAAAACAAUGCAGGAAUCAAUCGUGCUGUCACUCAGCACAGAUGGUGACUCAAUCCCAGAUGUUACAGAGGAGCUUCAGAUGGUGAAGAGCCACUACAAUGAACUGAUGGGAAACCCAAAUGAAGAACCAUCACAAACUUGUGCUGAACUACUCGGCCCAGCAUCUGCAGUGAUUGUGAUUCAAUGACAUGAAAAGGUUUGCUCCGUGGAGAGAAACAGCCGAGGCCAGAUUCCCCACUGAAGGUCCUGCAGACCCACUGGUUACUGACGUCAGGCCUCUGGAUUUGGUCUCAACCAUUUUAAUCAAGUUAUAUCUGUUCUCUUUGAGUGUUGUUUGGUGUAAAUACUGGAACAAUUAUUCCCACGCUGAUGCUGUGCCAGGUCUAAAUUAAUUAUUUCUACUUCAUUCAGACAUCAAAACAGUCAGUGAAUUUGGACAUGCUGGCUAGUACUUUUAUCAUUCGUUCCUUUGAUAUUUUCAGAAAUAUUCCAUGUCAUUCAUAUUUUCAGUUGGAAACUCCAUUUAAACUUUAAAAUGUUCCACAUCUUUCAUACAUUCCGGUUAGUAUUCAACUUUCAAAUCCAAUUAAAACUUACAAAACAAAAGGUUAAACUUCAUUUGAAGCUUAGUAAAAUUACCUCAAAUUUUUACAUUAGUGGUUGUGCUGACAGUUGUGCACAAACUACACUGGCAUAGGUAUCCCACAAUGCAAUGAGGUAUACACGUAUUGCUCAUAACAGAUAAACGGACAGCAACCAAGGCAGCUGUAUAACGUCAAAAACGCUUCAAUUUACAAUUCUACUUAUAACAUUUUUUGUCACAUGCGACUGCUGGAAUAGAUGCUUACCUUUUUAAGUAAUUUAAGAAUUAUUUGGCGAUGCCGCUAGAGCGGAGGUUGGCAGGGGUUGGCAGGGGUUGCCAUGAUUUGCGUUUCCAACCUGGCUUUUGUUUGAUAUGUAGUUUCGGAAAUAAAUGUUGUGCAUGUGAUGUGUUCAUACUAACACCAAGUCAGUUUAAUAGAGGAGAGAGAAGAUGGACUGUACAUCUUUCUGUUGCAAGCCGCAAACUGUCAAAUAAAACAGGCUUACGCCGCAGAAUGAAUAGUCAAAUACUCAUAUUGAAGAGCCAAAUCCAAUUUGACUGACAAAAGUCUGAGUUGGGUACAGCCCUAUUCUUCAUAGAUAAUUUACCAUUUUAACCUAGGAAAAUGUUUGCUCUUUCAUACAGUGUAUCUAUGGAAGAAAAACAGAUUUAGAUAUUAGAUAAGCCGGCAACAAAAACACUUGUCAACAUCCAGCAUUCAUUACACCACUAUUUCUAUUAUUUUACUAUUUUAAUAUUUUACAGUAUACUUGAGUGCAUGGUGGCUCAGUAAAAAUGUGAUUACAACAGACUGCUUUGGCAUGGAACCAUUAGCACGCA
This is a messenger RNA of Perca flavescens (yellow perch), 3878 nucleotides long. Its product is annotated as nuclear GTPase SLIP-GC. Gene Ontology annotation, molecular function: GTPase activity. Bases 141 to 2642 code for a protein of 833 amino acids. Lineage: Eukaryota; Metazoa; Chordata; Actinopteri; Perciformes; Percidae. The record is from RefSeq and is a predicted model, not a curated record. The transcript is spliced from 24 exons.